This is a messenger RNA of Lemur catta (Ring-tailed lemur), 2654 nucleotides long. It is a transcript of the gene SUSD1, whose product is annotated as sushi domain containing 1. The transcript is spliced from 17 exons. Bases 1 to 2247 code for a protein of 748 amino acids. Gene Ontology annotation, molecular function: calcium ion binding. The record is from RefSeq and is a predicted model, not a curated record. NCBI's taxonomy places the organism in Eukaryota, Metazoa, Chordata, Mammalia, Primates, Lemuridae.
AUGGGCCGGGGGCCCUGGGGCGCUGGCCGCCCGCCUCGCCGCCUGCUGCCGCUCCUGCUGCUGCUCGGCCUGGGCCGCGGCGCGAUCGGAGCUCCGCGCACCGACGGUUUAGAUGUCUGUGCCACUUGCCAUGAACAUGCUACAUGCCAGCAAAGAGACGGGAAGAAGAUCUGUAUUUGCAACUAUGGAUUUGUGGGCAAUGGGAGGACGCAGUGUGUUGAUAAAAACGAGUGCCAGUUUGGAGCCACUGUGGUCUGUGGGAACCACACGUCUUGCCAUAACACGCUUGGGGGCUUCUACUGCAUUUGCCUAGAAGGAUAUCGAGCCACAAACAACAACAAGACGUUCAUUCCCAAUGACGGCACCUUCUGUACAGACAUAGACGAGUGUGAGGUUUCUGGCCUGUGCGGGCAUGGAGGGCGGUGUGUGAACACUCAUGGGAGCUUUGAAUGUUACUGUCUGGAUGGAUUCUUGCCAAGGAAUGGGCCUGAACCCUUCCACCCGACCAGAGAUGCCACAUCGUGCGCAGAAAUAGACUGUGGCAACCCUCCUGAGGUUCCAGAUGGCUACAUCGUAGGAAAUUAUACCUCUAGGCUGGGCAGCCAGGUUCGUUAUGCUUGCAAAGAAGGGUUUUUCAGUGUCCCAGAAGACACAGUGUCAAGCUGCACAGUCCUGGGCAUGUGGGAGUCCCCAAAAUUAUAUUGUCGAGAGAUUGACUGCGGCAGCCCUCCAGAAGUGCCACACGCCACCUUGGUAGGGAGUCACAGCUCCAGGCUGGGCAGUGUGGCUCAUUAUGUCUGUCAAGAGGGCUUUGAGAGCACUGGAGGAAAGAUCACUUCCGUUUGCACAGAGAAAGGCACCUGGAGAGCAAGCACUUUCACAUGCACAGAAAUAAUGACAGAAAUUCACGACGUCUCAGUGUUUAAUAACACCUGUGUGAGGUGGCAAAUAAACUCCGGAGGAAUAAACUCCAAGAUCAUGUAUGUGGUAUACAUUAAAGGACAACAGUUGGACCCGAUGGAAUCAGUUCACGAGGAGACAGUCAACCUGACCACAGACAGCAGGACCCCAGAAGUGUGCCUAGACCUGUACCCAGGCACCAACUACACCGUGAGCAUAUCCACAGCCCCUCCCGGGCGCUCGGUGCCAGCCGUCAUUGCUUUCCAGACAGCUGAAGAUGAUCUCUUAGAAGAUGAUGGAAUUUUCAACAUUUCAAUAUUUAAUGAAACUUGUUUGAAAUUGAACAGGCAUUCUAGGAAAAUUGGAUCAGAACGAAUAUACCAAUUUAAAGUUCUGGGUCAAAGGUGGUAUCUGGAUAACUUUUAUCACGCAACAUCAUUUAACCUCACAACGAGGGAACGAGCUCCAGCUGUGUGUCUGGAUCUGUACCCCACGACUGAUUACACAGUGACUAUCACCCUGCUGGGAUCUGCUGAGGAACACACGGCGCAAGUAGUGAUAACAACUGCACCAGCAGUAAAACAGACCAUCAGUAAUAUUUCAGGAUUUAACGAAACCUGCUUGAGAUGGAGAAACAUGAAGACAGCUGAUACAGAGGAGAUGUAUUUAUUCCACGUCUGGGGCCAGAGAUGGUAUCAGAAGGAAUUUUCCCAGGAAAUGAUCUUUAAUAUCACUACCAGCAGCCAGAGUCCCGAGGUGUGCUUGGACCUGCGUCCGGGCACCAACUACAGUGUCAGCCUCCAGGCUUUGUCUUCUGCGCUUCCUGUGGCCAUCUCCCUGACAACCCAGAUAACAGAGCCUCCCCUUCCUCAAGUAGAAUUUUUUGCGGUGCAUGGAGGGCCUCUGCCACGUCUCAGGCUGAGGAAAGCCAUGGAGAAAAAUGGACCCAUCAGUUCAUAUCAGGUGUUAGUGCUUCCCCUGGCCCUCCAAAGCACGUUUUCUUGUGAUUCUGAAGGGGCUACCUCGUUCUUUAGCAACACCUCUGAUGCUGAUGGAUAUGUGGCUGCAGAACUACUGGCCAAACAUGUUCCAGAUGAUGCCAUGGAGAUAUCUAUUGGAGACAGACUAUACUAUGGGAAAUACUAUAACGCACCCUUGAAAAUAGGGAACGAUUACUGCAUUAUAUUACGAAUCAUAAGUGAAUGGAAUAAGGUGAAAAGAUGCUCUUGCGCAGUUUGGGCUCAGGUGAAAGAUUCGUCACUCACGGUGCAGCAGAUGGUGGGUGUUGGACUGGGCUCCAUGGCUGUCGUGAUCGUUCUCACAUUCCUCUCCUUCUCAGCAGUGUGAGUACAGAUGGGUACUGUGUGGGAAAGCGGCACCACCACUGGGACAGGUGUUCUGACAGCUUCUCAGGCGCCUGCACAGAGACCCCAUGUGACUUCCAUCCAAGGGGGCGUGUGGGCCUGCAACUAUCUUCACUCCCAGCCUGGCCCCAUUCCUGAAUUCAAGAUGGUGGCUAUCCCUAUGGAGUCCCUCGAAAGGGAGAAAACUCAGGAAUUGCUGACAUCUUCCCUGCUACAGGGCCAGUUCUGUGUCUAUGAACUUGAGCCCCAUGAUGUACAGUGUAAUAUUGACCACAGGCUACAGAUCUCAUGGGUCUGGGCUGGGACUUGCUCUGAGUGAUGUCUGAGAAUGAGCUCUUCUAGACCAGGAAUGCAGGAGUCUCUGCAUUCUGCUUUAUACAGCACCUCUGU